AUGUGGCCCCUGGACCCGUCCCGGAGAGAGGUGCUGAGGUUUGCGGCCAGCUGCCGGGUCCUGACUCUGGUGCUGCAGGCUCUCUUCAAUGCCUUCAUCCCAGAUCACCAUGCAGAAGCCUUCUCUCCUCCUCGCCUUGCCCCCUCUGGCUCUGCGGACCAACUCGUGGAAGGUCUUCUGGACGGCCUGUCUCGCUGGGAUGCUGAGCACUUUCUGUUCAUUGCUGAGCAUGGCUACCUGUAUGAGCACAACUUUGCCUUCUUCCCUGGUUUCCCCCUGGCCCUGUUGGUGGGGACUGAAUUGCUGAGACCCCUGCGGGGGUUACUGAGCCUGCGGAGUUGCCUGUUAAUCUCGGUAGCAUUGCUCAAUUCCUUGUUCUCCAUCCUGGCUGCGAUUGCCCUUCAUGACCUGGGCUGUCUGGUAUUGCACUGUCCCCGCCAGGCCUUUUACGGAGCACUGCUUUUCUGCCUCAGCCCUGCCAAUGUCUUCCUGGCUGCUGGCUACUCAGAAGCUUUGUUUGCCCUCCUGACAUUCACCGCCAUGGGGCAGCUGGAAAGGGGCCGGAGCUGGACUAGCGGACUCUUCUUUGCCCUCGCUACUGGGGUACGCUCCAACGGGCUGGUGAGCAUUGGCUUCCUUGUGCAUUCUCAGUGCCGAGGCUUCUUCUCUUCUCUCCUGGUGCGGAAUCCUCUGAGACAGCUCUUGAAGCUCAUGGGCUCUGUGCUCCUGUCUGUGCUCACCCUUGGGCUUCCCUUUGCCCUCUUUCAGUAUUAUGCCUACACCCAGUUCUGUCUGCCAGGCUCAGCCCACUCCAUCCCUGAGCCCUGGCUGCAGUUAGCUGUGGACAAGGGCUACCGGAUUGCAGAGGGAAACGACCCUCCUUGGUGCUCCUGGGAACUUCCUCUAAUAUACAGCUAUAUCCAGGAUGUCUACUGGAAUGUUGGCUUUCUGAGAUACUAUGAGCUUAAGCAGGUACCCAAUUUCCUGCUGGCUGCACCAGUGGCUAUCCUGGUUACCUGGGCAACGUGGACAUAUGUGACCACCCACCCUUGGCUCUGCCUUACACUUGGGAUGCGAAGGAGCAAGAGCGAUGAGACUCUAGAGAAGCCGGAUCCCGGAUUCCUCAGUCCUCGGGUGUUUGUGUACCUGGUCCACGCUGCAGCGCUGCUGCUGUUUGGCAGUCUGUGCAUGCACGUUCAGGUUCUCACCAGGUUUUUGGGGUCCUCCACUCCUAUCGUAUACUGGUUUCCAGCUUACUUGCUUCAGCAUCAGGAGCCACUGCUGAGAUCUCUAGAGUCUGUGCCUUGGAAGCCUCCUGCAGAAGACUCCCCACCAGGACAAAAUGUCCCCAGAAACGCUAUCAUUGGACUUUUGUACAACUGGAAAGCCUGUUCUCGAGUCACACGAUGCAUUCUCGGCUACUUCCUGACUUACUGGCUCCUGGGACUACUUCUGCAUUGCAACUUCCUGCCUUGGACAUGA
This is a messenger RNA of Pipistrellus nathusii (Nathusius's pipistrelle), 1482 nucleotides long. Lineage: Eukaryota; Metazoa; Chordata; Mammalia; Chiroptera; Vespertilionidae. The record is from the annotation of a GenBank genome assembly.